AAGCUCGCGAGCUCCGUGUUUGCGUGGGCGUGAGCCUUGGGGUUUAGCUGCUGCUGUCCGGUGUUUAGCGAAAAGGUAACAGCCGCUAACAAGAUGCAGUCAGUUAUCGCCAUGUACCACACGAAGGAAACUGACAGCUAGUCUUUGGGUACUUAGUAAAGCCACCGACGGUUUUACGUCAUAUACACUAGUCCUCAAUGGCAGGGAUUAUUAAAAAGCAGAUUCUGAAACAUUUGUCAAGGUUCACCAAGAACCUGUCCCCUGACAAGAUUAACCUGAGUACGCUGAAAGGGGAAGGACACUUGUCCAACCUGGAGCUAGAUGAAGAGGUCCUACAGAACAUGCUUGACCUGCCGACCUGGUUGGCUGUGACACGGGUUUACUGCAACAAAGCCGCCAUCAGGAUACAAUGGACGAAGUUGAAAACAAGUCCUAUCUGCCUGUUCUUGGAUAAGGUGGAGGUUGAGAUGAGGACAUGUGAAGAGCCUCGUCCACCCAACGGUCCGUCUCCAAUUGCUAUAACAGAGGGACAGAGUGAAUAUGGCUUUGCUGAGAAAGUGGUAGAGGGGAUGUCUGUUAGGAUCAAUUCCAUUACGAUCAAGGUGCAGGCUCGUGCCUUCCACGCCUCAUUCGAGCUGUGGCAGCUGCAGGGCAACAGCCUCAACCCAAAAUGGCAGCGCAGUGACCUUCGCUACACCCGCAUCACUGAUCCCAAGAGAGGAGAGGUGUUGACUUUUAAGGAAAUAACCUGGCAAACGCUCCGAAUCGAGGCAGACGCCAUUGAGAGUGAUGACCAGGAUCUUGGCAGUACCCCAUUACGGCUCAUUACCAACCAGGGACGCAUUCGCAUCGCUCUAAAACGCAGAAUAAAGGACUGUAAUGUGAUGGCGUCCAAGCUUCUUUUCAUUCUGGAUGACCUGCUGUGGGUGCUGACAGACUCUCAGCUCAAAGCCAUCAUACAUUACGCCAAAUCUCUGAGCGAGGCCAUGGAGAAGUCAGCUCAGCAGAGAAAGAGCAUGACUGCUGAUUCCUUACAGACUGCUCCUCCGUCCCCUGUGAUCCACAACCUCUGGACCGAGCCUCCACCUUCCUCCACAGGCACCAGCAACAACAUCAGUCAAUACUUUGAUCUGUAUGAUGUCAAGGAGUCAUCCUACCACACCUUCAUAUCACGUUUGGACUUACACAUAUGCAAUGACAGUUCUUCAAUGGAUGAAGAUGAGCCUCCCCCACCAGGCCUGCAGGGUGCAAUGCAGCUAACCUUCAAGAAACUGGGCUUUGACUACUAUCCCAUUCACAGACCUGCUGAUGGAUGUCGACACUGGGAACGCUACAGUGGAGCUAUGGAGGCACAGGCCCAGUGGGCGGGAAAACUGCUGCAGGAGUAUCAGAGAAGAGCUGAGGCCUGUGGGUUUCCAGGGCCAUAUGCUGAAGGACCCCAUCCAGCCAAGGACUCUUCUGCGAAGUCUGCCAAGGAUGGCCAGACUAGCCCCAAGAUGAACCCGUCUGAUAAGGAGCCUGCAACCAGCAGGAACUCAAUAACGGCUUCUUUAAAUUCAAUCCUGAAGAGGCUGCGCUCUAACUGUGUGGUGAUCAGGAUGGACGACCUGGACAUUCAUCAGGUGUCUACUAGAAGCCGUCACAAUAAGAAGACUCAUUCUUUAAUAUCCUGCAACCGGAAAGCUCUGCAUUUGCCUGAUAAUAUACCAGGAGUUCAUUUGCAAUUUACAGAGUAUUUUUUUCCUGACAACUCCAGUUUACCAGUGCCCACUUCAAACCUGUAUGUCCAGUUGAAUGGCCUCCAGCUAUGUGUGGAUGCUGCCAGCUUGCUGUGGAUCAAUCUGUUCUCCAGGGGUCUUCUGCAGACCUUGGAUCAGGUCAAAGCGUUUUACCAUUUGCAAGACAGUAAAAAGGCUGAAGAGCAUGUUGACAUCCGGAUGGAUGCAGCUCAUCUUAAGAUGAUUAUUCCUCUGGAUUCCUCGAUACUGGACCAUCCUGAGCGUCCACAGUCACUUUCUGUAAUAGUCCCUCAAAUGGCUCUCAGCAACACUCGCCACUGUCCUCAUGGCUCCACAGUGGACCUCAUCAGUACAUAUGAGAGAUUUUCUGGGUGUUCUUUCUUCCAGUCAAUGCCACCUUGUCCUUACCCCAGAGAUCAGAGUUCCUUCCACCCCAUUCCAUCCACUUUUCUGUGGCACUUCCAGGAACUUGAUCCUCAGCCUCUAGACAGGAGGCAGCUCCGCAACCAGGAUAUAUGGGCUCUCAGUCUGUCCCGUGUUACGCUGGGUUUUGACGGAGCUCGGCGAUUCCCCAAAGGAAGAACUCAACCGUUUGUUGAGCCAUUUGCCAUGUCAGUGUGGAUGUGCCAGCCCUCUGCCUUUAAAAGGGAAUCUCAGUCCGCCCCAUCUGGUUCUGACAGUGUUCACCGAAUUUCCACAGAGGAGGAGCCUCAUCCGGAGGACUCUCUUGCUUCUUUCCACUUCCUGGCCCACACCAUAAGCCCACUAAAGAUGUGGCUCAAUCACUACCAAUAUGUCGCCCUGCUGAGGAUGAAGGAUGCCAUGGUUCGGCUGGGAGCAGAGUUGAGUCAGGAUCUACACGGUAAUAAACAAACUCAUGGCCCGAAGACCAGACCGCCCUCAGUUUGUCUUGCUCUUCUGAUGGACUCAAUGGAGCUGGGUCUGCUUCUGCCUCCAACUUUCGCUGCACCAGAGGAAGAGGUUCCCCAGACUCCAGAAACGGACAGCCCAAGCCUAACAGACUCUGACGUUUCCCCAACUCAUCACUCUGCUGAUGGCAUCCUGGAGGACGGUGGUUUAGAAAAUGGCAUCUCUACGAUCAACACAGCUGCUGCUGAAUUCGAUCAAGACAAUCGAGAUGGUGUGGUCGAGCCGGCCUAUGAGGCUGUAGAAGAAGAAGAGGAGGACGGAUUGACGGCGAAGGAGGAAACUCCUGGUUUGUCACCUCCUCUGUCACCUGGACCCUCCCCAGUUAUCUCCCGCGAAUCAUCUACCUUUAGCCUAGAGGGCGAACUGUCGAGUGCAAUCAGCGUCACCAAGGAUGCAACCAAAGAUGCCAUCAGUGCCUCGCUGGAUCUAACCAAAGGGGCAUUCUCCUUGACAAAAGAUGCCUUCAGCAUGCUGAGCCGUGGCUCCGGCAUGAGUAAAUUGUUCAGUCCACAGGCAAGGGAACAGAAUCCCCGUUCAGAGGAGUCGUCUCCUUCUCUACGACACCAGUCCUUGAAGCUUUCACACUCCCAGCAGUCCUUUGAUAGUGCCAUCUUGGAUGGCAGCCUCCCUGAUGAGAAUCUGUCUAUAGACAGUGAUUUUAGUGACAACUUUGUUGUUCUAAUAGACUCAGAAUCAGGUUUGGAGUCUUUGCGCCCGAACAACACACCUGGAGGCAGCCGUGGAAGCCCAGCUCCAGGCACAGAUGGCGGCUCGUCGGCUGAUCUCAGCAGCUCCCUCUCUCAGAGCACCGAGGAUGUGUCUCAGGACAUGUCCUCAGUGUUGCUUCUUAUCCUGAGUGGGACAGCUUGUACCGUGGAGGUACAAGGAGAAGACCAAAUUAUCGCUGUCCAGGCGCAGAAUCUGACCCCUGUCCAGAUGGGAAACAUCAGACAGUCAGACAUUCUGGCUGGUCUCCUGCAAGUUGACCUGGCUCAGAGGGAAGGCAUGCAGGGUUCCAGGAACUCUCCAGCUCUCUCUUUGCGUGCAGAAAUGGGUCCGUCUGCCGCUCAGCGCUCCACUCUGGAUGAGUCUCUGGGGUUUCUGGAUGUGAGACUUCAGGACUGCCAGGCAGAGUUGUUGGCCUCAACUGUAACCAACAUCGGCCCUUUUCUUGAAGAUGAGUUCAGUGUGGAUGGUCAGCCUGUAAGGUUACACUUGUCCAACGUCACUGUAACUUUAAAGGACGAUGGACCCAGAAUCUACCCCACUGCUCCACAACCUGUCCCUGCCAAAUUCAUUAUAGAGCAGAUGCUGCUCCAGCGAAGUGAUGAUGGCAUCAUGAGAAUCAAAGCUGAAAGUGCAGACACUAAUUCUUCAGCAGAUGUUCCUGCUGCUGGCAUUGACAGGUUUAAUGGCACCGACUUUGUCCAACAGCAAAGUGAGGGAGGGACACUGGAGAGCCAGCUCUGUGACACCCAGGCAGCCCUCACACAGGCCCUCAGUGAGAGAGAGCGCCUCCUCCUGGAAGUAAGGAAGUACGACCCCACAUUUACACUCUGAUCCUCUUAGACUCUGCCCCCUGAUCCCAGCUGCUGUGGAGGAAUGCUGAUGGGAUGUAUCAGAUUUGGAAGCUCGUUUAGAUCAUUUCUAAAGAUGGAUUCAAGAAAACAAGAGGUUAAUCCAAACCCGUGUCCUCAUAUAACCUAUAACUGACUCAAACAGUCCAAGCCAUUACGAACCCCCCUUUUAGCCGUCACUAGAAAACCGGGGUUUAUCAAGUUAACUUUUAGGUAAAAUAAUGUUCUUUUUCUAAGCAUUAGGAUACUUAUUACUGUUGUGCUUAACUAGUUUAUUCUGGUUUUUUUCUAAAACAAAUCAGGAUGGACUGGUGAAGUCAUUGUGUGGGUUCAAUGUAAAACAAAGCAUGCGACAAAAUCAAGCUUUAAAUCUUUCCACUUAGUUAUUGUGUGUUAUGGAUAUGUUGCACAGUCACUGCCAGAUCUGUCACACUGCAUGCUUAGUGAGCACCACUAAUUCAAUAGGAAAUGUAGCUUUUUUUUAUCAAUGGUUUUACUGCUGGACUUAUCAGUGUAAUUAACUUUGGUUUGGUGUAAAAUUAGACAGACAUGUCGCUUUUUUUGACGUUUUGGUUUAAAGUUUUGUCAAAGGUAGAGGAAAAAAAUGCACUUUUUUUAUUUAGAAACCAAACUUCCACUUCUUAAUGGGAGGUUUAAAUCAUCUAAAAUGUCCCCUUUUUUAUAGGUUCGUCACCAGGUCGGUUUAUUUUCAGUGUUAUUUUAUUUUUUUGUAUUUGAAGAGUUUCUUUUUUACUGUGAAACGAUGUCCUCUGUUGGUGAACGGCCAGUUAGGAUGGCACGCCUUACCGUCUCUCUUACUCGUUUUAGAGAACAUUGUACGCAGAGUUAAAUCAUUUGGUCUAAAAAUAAUAUAUAUAUGUAUGGAACCUGGAUGGGUUUUUGUAUAAUUUUACUUGAAUUUAUUUAUUUUUUAUUCUUUAGUUUUGUUUUCUUUCAAAACAAAAUUGAUUGUUGAUUAUCAAAAGCCGUACUGAUGACGUGAAGAUUUUCCAAUUAACUACAAUCGUUUUUCUUUUCAGCUCAGAUUUGUUGCCAAUCUAGUUCUCUGUGGAAAACCUCAUACAAGCAUGAAAUUCCAAGUGACUGCUCUAUGUUUAUGUAACACCGUUGUUUUGUUUGUGUUAGAUAAAAAAACAACUAUCAGUUUAUUCAGUUUUGGUUUAAUCAGGGCUUUUGUUUCGGUAAAAAUCUUUUCUUUUUUUACUCAGUUUGUAGCAGCAGCAUAUCUGUACAUGGGAGACCUCUGGUGGCAGAGCCAUGUCAUUUAAAAUAUUUCAGCUAAAUUACAUUGGAAGCUACAGUUGCAUCUCAUUACAUUAGAAUAUCAUUGAAAAUAGUUUGUAUUUCAGCAUCACUUUUUAAAAGCUUCUGUUAUAUUGAUCUAUUGAAUGGGGUGAGUUAGCUUUAAUUAUUUAUUUAUGUUCAUUUCAGCUUGCAGCUAAUGAAAUCCGCAAAACAGUAGUUUUUAAGGAAGUUGGAAUAUUACAACAGAAUAAAAUUAUCAUAUCUGCAUUUUUUAAGCUAUAAAAUCAUUUUUAAAAACAAUAAAUGCAAAGUAAGUUAUUUCCAGGCUCUGUACAGUAUCAGGAGUCAGUGCUGGGUCAGGACUCCUUUUGCAGUGUUUGCAUCAGUGAGAUGAGGAGCAAAACAAUCAGCCUUGGUUUGUGUGGAGUAGGGUGUAUAUCCAGGUGGAGAUUCUGGUCAUCAGAGAGAAGAACAGAGUGCUCCAAAACUUCCUGGUACAGAGCUGGACUGACUUAGUGUUUGAUUAAAUGCAAAUUGAGCAAAGUCAGAACCACCUGUGGAAACAUACCCACACCACUCUUUCAACUCAAGGAAGUUAAUUUACAAAUGAAAUUAAAGAGAAAUUUGAUCUGGUAUUUUAUCUCUGUAGCUCAGGUAAGGAGUUUCUGAAGCCAUCUGUGGUUCAGGAGUUUCAAAAUUUAAGGAACGCAUCAAAUAUGCUUAAGAUAAGUACCGUAACUGAAAUAGAUGAACACAGAUGAAUCAGUGUUAUUCUAGCUUGGGAUGCAUCUGAGUAGCAGAUGGAUAUUAAUGCUUAAAGAACACUGUUGUGAAUCAGAGCAAUAGAGAGAGACUAGUUUCUCAUUAAACCCAUCAAAAAGAACAUGCUGAGUAUUUUCUAAGGUGUAACAUGUCUGAAAUAACUACCUAUGUGUCAUAAUCUUGUAUUCUACACUCUGCAUGAACACUCAAAACUACUUCAAAAGUUGUUGUACUAAAGCAUAUGUACUACUUAUUUACCUCAAUACAUGUGAUCUUUUACUAGCUUUUAGUGUUUUAGUUUCUGCAUGGCCUUAAUGGACAGAGACGUUCCAUGCUGGAUGCAACAUGUAGCUCUGAAGUUCCCACUUCUGCUCCGACCUUGAUGGUUAGUAGCAUCUGUUUUAAUUUAAUGAAAGAGUUUUGAUUUAAAUUUCCAUGCAAGAGAUGCAAACAGAGGGAGACUGAUUACAAGAUGUACUGUAGACCUGAGACGCAUGUGUUAAAGUGAGUUUUGUGACGUUUAUGCUUUGUGAAUUACUUGUGCGGUUAACCCACUGAAUUUUGCACUUGUCUUGAUGUGAAUCACUUCCAAAAUGAAUGCAUACGAGUCAUUGUGGAUAUGUUUUUAGUGGUGCUAAUGGUUUUUGUAUGGUAUUCACUCUAUUGAGACUAAUAUAUAACUGGUUCUGUGAACCAAAGAGAGAAUGUUGACAAGAAUUUAAGACUUAAUAAAUUGCUAAACACA
Molecule: messenger RNA, 7019 nt
Organism: Cyprinodon tularosa
Lineage: Eukaryota; Metazoa; Chordata; Actinopteri; Cyprinodontiformes; Cyprinodontidae
Gene: bltp3a
Product: UHRF1 binding protein 1
Exons: 21
Coding region: 198-4229 (1343 amino acids)
Source: RefSeq, a predicted model, not a curated record